Gaeumannomyces tritici R3-111a-1 is the source of this 3309-nucleotide messenger RNA. RefSeq lists its product as hypothetical. Gene Ontology annotation, biological process: clathrin-dependent endocytosis; clathrin coat disassembly. The coding region runs from base 207 to 3017 and encodes 936 amino acids. The transcript is spliced from 2 exons. The record is from RefSeq and is a predicted model, not a curated record. NCBI's taxonomy places the organism in Eukaryota, Fungi, Ascomycota, Sordariomycetes, Magnaporthales, Magnaporthaceae. Gene Ontology annotation, cellular component: cytoplasm; vesicle; intracellular membrane-bounded organelle. Gene Ontology annotation, molecular function: clathrin binding.
CGAUUUUUCUUUUCCUUUUUUUUAGCAGUUCCAAAAGGUAAUGUUUUGGCGUACAACUGACAAGCGGGAGCCACGAAGCCCAACCCCGACACCUGAGCUCGAGCUCGCGACCGACCCUCAGACCGCGCUACCAAAACAACACACCCCAGGGCAAUGCUACGAACUUUAUCCCGCCACCCCAGACGGCCCAAAGCAAGACAGACACGAUGGACGACCUGUCGGGGCUGAAUUGGUCGACCCCGGCCAACGGCGGCGGCUCUAAGCCGCCGCCCAUGAACCCCUCUAACGCCUUCGCCUACCCGUCGCUCCGCCCGAGCCCGUCGCCCCAGCCGUCCGGCCGCAACACCCCGAUCUCCUCGCAGGGCUCCGGCGCCCCCAAGUCUCUGGCGGCGGCGGCAAAGCCAGCCCAGGACAGCUUCAGCGGCCUCAUGAACUUCGGCACCGCCAAAAGCACGGCGAAUCUGAGCCUGCGCGAGCAGCAGGAGCGCCUCGAGGCCGAGAAGCGCAGGAAGGAGGAGGAGAAGAGGAAGCAGGCGCAGGCCAGCUUUGGCGACGGGCGCUUCUUCGAGUCGCUGGGGCAGGGCAGCUCGAGGGCAGCGACGCCGGUGGUGGCGGCGGUGGGCGCGCAGAAUGGCAAGGCCAAGGACGCGGACGACGACCUCUUUGCGGCCUUCAACUCGACCACCCAGGUCGACAAUGCGAGCUACUUCCCGCCGGGCUCUCAGCUCGACAAGACGGCCGCUGUCUCGAGAGGGCCCUCGCCGGCCGCCGCCCCGACCCAGGUUCCAGGCUUGGACCUCAGCAAGCCUAAUUCCUGGGCGGCGCCGGGUGGCUCGAACGGCGCCUUUGCCGACGACGACGACCCGUUCGGUCUCAGCGAACUAAAAGCCAAAGCCCCGGCUGCAGUCGUGGCCAACGAGGAGGAGGACGACCUCCUCGGGGAUCUGGGGCGACCCGUAGAGGAGGUGCGGAGGGAACAGCAGGCCCGGGCCCAGGCCAAGGCGCCGAAGCGUCCCGAGCCCGAGCCUGGGAAGCCGAUCGAACACUCGGAAUCAGAAUCAGAGGACGAGGAACCACGCGCGCCAUCAAACGAUCCGUUCGACAAGGCCGUUUGCCAAAUAGUGGAUUACGGGUUCACACCCGAGAAUGCCAGGAGGGCCCUCACGGAGAGCGGCGCCGGGCUCAACGUCCAGGCCGCCGUCAACUGGCUGCUGGACGACGCCCACAGGCAGGCAAAAGAGAAGUCGAGGCAAAAGCAGGGCUCUUCAAGUCGCGCCAGGGAGGACAGUGGCCAGUCUUCGUCGGGGCGCGACAGGGGCUCCAGCCCGGCCUGGAUGGGCGGCGACGACGUGCUCGGCAGCAGGAACAGCAGGUCGCCGGCGCGCGGCGAGCCGGACUUUGCAAAGACGGCGGCCGCGAUUGGAAACAACCUGUUCAAAUCGGCAAACUCUCUGUGGAAGACCAGCCAGAAGAAGGUGCAGCAGGCCGUCGCGGACUUCCAGCAGGAGGGAGGCGACCCGAACCAGCCAAAGUGGAUGAGGUCGGCACAUCAGGACAUGGGCCAGGACGGGCGGCGGAGAGCAGACGGCACCGACGAAGUGAUGAUGCUGGAUUCUCGUAGCCGACCAGGUCGGCGCCCUGCCGAUGAGUCAAGGAGGCACCCGAGCAGCACCGGCUCGUCACGCAACCAGUCACCAGCCGUCCGUGGGGCUUCUUCGAGCAGGAACCAGGCCGUGCCCAAGUGGCAGCAGUCCGGCCAACCGCAUCUCAUGGACCCCCGGUCCCGCAUCAACAAGCAGGAAAUCGAAGAGCAGAGCUCGCAGGCCUAUGUCAGUCCUGCCAGGAGAAAGAAGACGACACCACAGCCACAACCUGAGGCCAGGGAUCCACCGCCGGAGCCCGAGGCGGAUCUCCUGUUCGGCUCGGACGCCCCAAGCCGUCCCCAGGCGCGCCUCCCCCAGCGGCCGACUCCUCAGCCCUCACCAGGCCCAGGGUCCAGCGCUGGAAGGCAAUCCAACAACCCGUCUCCCCGCCCGGCGCAGCCUCGUCCAGCCCCCCACCCGGCCCGCCAGAUCCCGCCACUCGGCGCCGCCGCGCUACAGGCAUCGACCAAGCACCGCCUCGAGGGCACCGGCCACUUCAAGAGGGGGGACUACGCGGCGGCGCACGCGUCGUACAGCACAUCGCUCUCGGCCCUACCCGCGACGCACCCGCUCGCGAUCCUGCUGCUGUGCAACCACGCGCUGACGGCGCUCAAGACGGGUGAGCCGCGGCAGGCGGUCGACGACGCCGACGCGGCCGUCAAGCUCAUCGGGCCGUCCAGGGGCGAGGGCGAGACGGUUUCGCUGGAUGGCAACAGCGGCGGCGAGACGCGCGACAUGAAGGACCUCUACGGCAAGGCGCUCACGCGCAAGGCCGAGGCGCUCGAGCAGAUGGAGAAGUGGGGCGACGCGGGCGCCGUGUGGCAGCUGUGCGUCGAGUCGGGCGUCGGCGGGCCCGCGGCCAUCGCGGGCCGCCAGCGCUGCCAGAAGGCGCUAGCGCCCAAGCCGCAGCCCAAGCCCAAGCCGGCGUCGGCUCCCGCGGCGGCGGCUGCGGCGGCACGACCGAAGCCGAGACCGGUGGCGGCAUCCUCGUUUUCCGGUAGGGACUCGGAGGCGGUGGAGCGGCUGCGGGCGGCCAACGCGGCGGCGCAGCAGGCCGACGCGGAGAAGUUUGCGCUCGUGGACAAGGUGGACGCGCGCGUGGCGGCGUGGCGCGACGGCAAGCGCGACAACCUGCGCGCGCUCCUCGGCAGCCUCGACCAGGUGCUCUGGGAGGGCAGCGGGUGGAAGAAGGUGGGCCUGCACGAGCUCGUCGUGGCCAACAAGGUCAAGAUUGUGUACAUGAAGGCCAUUGCCAAAUGCCACCCGGACAAGAUCACGCAAGACGCGAGCACCGAAGUCCGCAUGAUUGCCGGCACCGUCUUCAGCACGCUAAACGAGAGCUGGGACAAGUUCAAGGCGGAGAAUAAUCUUUGAUGGCGGGAGGGAUGAGGGGGUUAAACUACAACUUAUACCAUGGCUUCAACAUGGUUCCAGAGCCGCGCUACAGGCCCCCUGGCUGGAACCGAUAGAAUUUUCUAGGGAAGAAUGGGGUUACUAGAGCAUGCGAUGGUGGAUUAUGAACUAUGUUUUUCUUGUUUGCAUUUCAAAGACGCCACGGCUUUUUCGCUGGCUGCCGCCUCGUCCCAUGCUACAACCACGGCCAAUCUACAGCCCCAGACUCCUCCUGACCGAGUCGCGGACCUUGUUCUCGUACUCCUCCCUCCGC